GCAAGUGGCUGGACCUCAUGGAGGAGCCAGAGAAAGAGGUCCCUGCAGAGAACCUGGACACUGAAAGAGCCAUCCCUGGGAUUUUCGCAGGCAAUGGAAGGGAAGAUUGUCACUGAGUUUGAGCAAGCUGUCAUCCUAAGGCUGGGACACAUACGGAAAGGAGGAGCAGUGCGCCCAGGUGUGUACUUCAUCUUGCCCUGCAUAGACAUGCUCAUCAAAGUGGACAUGAGGACAAGGAUGCUGAAUAUACCACUCCAGGAGGUUCUUACCAAAGAUCCACUGUCGCUUGAUGUAGAUGGUGUGAUUUAUUACCGGAUUGAGAAUCCCCAGCUGGCUGUCAAAAACAUUACGAAUCCUGACUCGGCCACUCUGCUCCUGACGCAGAUCACUUUCGGGAACGUUUUGGGGUCCAGAUACCUCUCUCAGAUCAUCUGCAAUCGAGAUAAAAUUGCACAGGAUAUACAGUCCAUUGCAAGCAAUGCCCUCAGUGCCUGGGGGAUAAAGGUGGAGCAGAUAGAAAUCAAGAAUGUGAAGACGCGGGUAAAGGCUAGUGGGAGUCCAAUUUCAUCUGGAGGGUCAAUGCCAGCAUCUCCUCACUCCUUGGAUAAGGUAAAUGCGUUGGACUGCCGAAUGGACGCCCCCAGAACCGUGAAGAAGUCCUCCAUCACCAUCACGGAGUCUCCCACAUCGCUCAAGUUUCACUGUGUGCAGACGGAGAUCACCGGCAGAAGUGCCAUCCACAACUCCACUGACUAUGCCAUCACUGAAGGCAAUGAUUUUGGAGAAGGUCCUAAUCUAACAGAAGGCUAGAGUCCUCCAAAGUGCUGUAGUAGGUGCUACAUUGGAUGCUGACAUUUAUAUAGGUUUUUCUUAUUAUUAUGUUGUUGUUUCGUGCCUCUUCCCCCAUACCCAA
Sceloporus undulatus (fence lizard) is the source of this 913-nucleotide messenger RNA. RefSeq names its product stomatin-like. The record is from RefSeq and is a predicted model, not a curated record. The coding region runs from base 94 to 810 and encodes 238 amino acids. Lineage: Eukaryota; Metazoa; Chordata; Lepidosauria; Squamata; Phrynosomatidae. Gene Ontology annotation, cellular component: plasma membrane. The transcript has 7 exons.